This is a messenger RNA of Dermacentor albipictus, 1054 nucleotides long. Its product is annotated as GTP-binding protein 8-like. Gene Ontology annotation, molecular function: GTP binding. Gene Ontology annotation, cellular component: mitochondrion. Lineage: Eukaryota; Metazoa; Arthropoda; Arachnida; Ixodida; Ixodidae. The record is from RefSeq and is a predicted model, not a curated record.
AGGCACAACGCACCAAUUCCAGCGGGGAAGGCGAUCUCACCUGGCAACCUUUCUAACAUGGCUGCGCCCAUGCAGAUUUCUGCAGCACAACAUGAUGCGCUCCAGUUUUAAGCUGUGUCGAUCUUUCUCUGCAAAGCAAGCUCCCAAGAAAGCAGAACUUCCGUACAGAAACAGGUGCAAUGAAUUGCAAAAGCAUUUGCAGGUGCCGUUAUUUGGUGAAAACGAAGCUCCUUUCGUCCCCAGUGUCGCUGAAAUGAAGGCAGCCGAGAACCUUUUCGUCAGCGGACCCAAACAUUCACUUUCAUUCAUAACGUCAGCUGUAUGUCCUGAGCAGUACCCCCAACACGAUGUGCCCGAGGCGGCCAUUAUGGGAAUAAGCAACGUGGGGAAGUCGUCACUGCUUAAAGCCAUGUUUUCUCAGGCACCUGAAGUUAACGUCAAGGUCUCUAAAACUCCUGGACACACAAAAACGUUGAAUUUCUUUGCGGUUGGCAAGAAGCUGUGCUUGGUCGACAUGCCUGGCUAUGGUUUCAGACAGCCGAAGGACUUUGCCCUCUUUUCAUCACAGUUUCUUUCAGGUCGGAAAAACCUGAAGAGGACAUUUCUUGUAAUGGAUGCUGAACAAGGUUUCCAAGAUUAUGACCAAGAUGCCAUAGAGAUGCUGGAAACACUAAAAUCACCGUAUGCUCUGGUGUUCACCAAAAUUGACAAGGCCAGAAAUUCCACCAUACUCAAGAACCUUAUGUUUGUGAGAGAGCUACGGGACCAAUACAUGUCGACACUUUGCUUCCCUCAGCCGUUCUUAGUCAGUUCAGUCACCCAUGAAGGGAUUGCCUUUCUGCAAGCAUUUAUAGUACACAUGGCUGGGCUUCUUGAUGUUGAAGACGCACUGUAUACACGACCCUCACUGCGUAGCAGGCCUCUAGAAGUACCACAGCUGCCAAUCCCAUACGCAAAGAGUAUGUUACCAGAAUAAAAACUCACUCUCCGUUGGAGCCUGUGUAGUGGCUGUUUUUGUGUCUGUUGCGCUUGAAGAAGCAGAAGAAGACAAUGC